AUGAGGGACACAGGAAGGGAGGGGUCUUCUUGCUGGGAGGUGGAUGAUGAGAUAAGCUUCCAGCAGGUCGAGAUCCAGGUGCUACAUACCUGGGAGGUGUCCAACUUGCAGCCUGGAAAGAGUUACGUGUUCCAGGUACAGGCCAUGAAUUCAGCUGGUCUGGGACAGCCGUCCAUGCCUACUGACCCAGUGCUCCUGGAGGACAAGCCAGAUGCCCGGGAGAUCGAGGUUGGUGUGGAUGAAGAGGGCUUUAUCUACUUGGCUUUUGAGGCCCCUGAGGCCCCCGACUCCUCAGAGUUUCAGUGGUCCAAAGACUACAAGGGUCCGCCAGACCCCCAGAGGGUCCAGAUCGAGGAUGGACUUAACAAGUCCAAGGUCAUCCUGAAAGAUCCCGGCCUUGAGGAUCUGGGCACCUACUCAGUGGUAGUCACCGAUGCUGAUGAGGACAUCUCAGCAAGCCACACGCUGACUGAGGAAGAGCUGGACAAGCUGAAGAAAUUGAGCCACGAGAUCAGAAACCCAGUGAUCAAACUCAUCUCCGGCUGGAACAUUGACAUCCUCGAGCAAGGGCAGGUGCGGCUUUGGCUGGAAGUAGAAAAGUUAUCUCCAGCCGCUGAGCUGCAUCUAAUCUUCAACGAGAAGGAGAUCUUCAGCUCACCGAACCGCAAAAUCAAUUUUGACCGAGAGAAGGGCCUGGUGGAAGUAAUCAUCCAGAACUUGUCGGAGGAUGACAAAGGGUCGUAUACUGCUCAGCUCCAAGACGGAAAAGCCAAAAACCAGAUCACCCUGGCCCUGGUGGAUGACGAUUUUGACAAACUUCUGAGGAAGGCAGAUGCUAAGAGACGAGACUGGAAGAGAAAACAGGGUCCCUAUUUCGAGGAGCCUUUGCAGUGGAAGAUCACGGAGGACUGCCAAGUGCUGCUGACGUGCAAGGUGACCAACACCAAGAAAGAGACUCGCUUCCAGUGGUUCUUCCAGAAAAAAGAGACGCCAGCUGGUCAGUAUGACCCGCAGACUGGAGCAGGACUCCUCCUCAUUGAAGAGUUUUCCAAAGAGGACAAGGGAAUUUACAGAGCGACGGUUUCUGAUGAUCGCGGGGAGGAUGAUACCAUACUGGACCUCACAGGGGAAGCCCUGGACGCGGUCUUCGCUGAGCUGGGCAGGAUUGGUGCCCUCUCUGCGACCCCACUGAAAAUCCAGGGGACCGAGGAGGGGAUCCGGAUCUUCAGCAAAGUCAAGUACUACAAUGUGGAAUAUAUGAAAACCACCUGGUUCCACAAAUUUGCUUUUGACGACGCCUUGGCUGAACACCAGAGACUGAAAGCCUUGGCUAUCAUCGAGAAGAAUCGUGCCAAAGUGGUGAGAGGUCUGCCAGACGUGGCCACGAUCAUGGAGGAUAAGACCCUGUGCCUGACCUGCGUCAUCUCAGGAGACCCCGCCCCUGAAAUCUUUUGGCUGAAGAACGACCAACCUGUCACCUUCAUUGACCGCUACCACAUGGAGGUGAGGGGGACGGAAGUCACCAUCACCAUCGAGAAGGUCAACAGUGAGGACACCGGGCGCUACGGUGUCUUUGUCAAGAACAAGUAUGGCUCCGAGACGGGCCAGGUCACCAUCAGUGUGUUCAAGCAUGGGGACGAGCCCAAGGAGCUGAAGACGAUGUGACAGGCAUGCUCAAGUGCAGCCUGAGGUCCAGUCUGCAUGAACCAAUAGGGUCAACCAGUGGGUCACAGCCUGGCACAGACCAUGGGGGUGGGACAGAGGGGAAGGGGACAGGGUGGAACCCAAGACAUGAGGGUAGAGAUGGAGUGGACACACCAAAGUGGCAAAGCAAAGAUCUUGCUGGGGUCCUGAGACCUCCAGGAUGGCGGGAUGAGCGCUGGACUUGGAAAAGGAGGCCUAAACACAAUACUCAGUUUCAGCUCUAAA
Molecule: messenger RNA, 1929 nt
Organism: Galeopterus variegatus (Sunda flying lemur)
Lineage: Eukaryota; Metazoa; Chordata; Mammalia; Dermoptera; Cynocephalidae
Gene: MYOM3
Product: myomesin 3
Exons: 18
Coding region: 1-1665 (554 amino acids)
Molecular function (GO): protein binding
Source: RefSeq, a predicted model, not a curated record